Molecule: messenger RNA, 1185 nt
Organism: Oryzias latipes (Japanese medaka)
Lineage: Eukaryota; Metazoa; Chordata; Actinopteri; Beloniformes; Adrianichthyidae
Gene: sec22c
Product: SEC22 homolog C, vesicle trafficking protein
Biological process (GO): endoplasmic reticulum to Golgi vesicle-mediated transport
Source: RefSeq, a predicted model, not a curated record
CAACAAUUGGGUUAAUAACUCGCUAAUAUCAGUGUGCUUCUUCCUGUCGCUAAUGCAGUGCUUUAGUAUGACGCGGUGAUCAGCUAACUAAAGUAGCUUUGAAGGUGCAGCAGCAUGAUGAUCCCCCAAACAAUGAGGCGGUUUGUUCUCAAUGGAGCCAGAAGAUCAUGUCUCUGAUUCUGUUUGCCUUUUUGGUGCGGGUCAGGGAUGGACUUCCCCUGUCAGCCUCCACUGACUUUGAACACAAUCGAGAGCUUCAGGAGAGAAAGCAGCAGCUCAGGACAAUCAGCAAGUCUUUGGUGCACUUCCCUGACUGUGGCAUUAUUAAGGGCCACCAGCUCAACAUAUAUUUCGUCUCUUCAGAGGAUGUAUCGUACAUGAGUGUGUGCCACUGCAGCCUGCCUGUUGUUAAAGCCUUCUGCUUCUUGGAAGAUUUGCGCUGGGAGUUCACAGCGUGCAUCAGUAGCAGUGACGUCGCCUUGGCUGCCAGGCCAUAUCCAUUUUUGGAAUUUGACAGCACUAUUCAAAAACUGAAGCAGCAGUACAACCGCAGUGGGGGUCCAGCUCUGGAGGUGACUUUUGCAGAAGUUGAGGAGAAUCUAAGAAUCCAUCCUCCAAAAGAAAUUAGCUUGGAUGACGUGGAGUUUAAUAACGGGUUAGCCAAUGGACACACAGAGCACAGCACUGCAUCAGGACAUAAUCAGAGGCUCAAACCGGUGUCGGCUCCAGGCAUCCUCUCACUCGUUCUUAACAUCUUAUGUGCGUCUUUGAAUGUGAUCCGCGGAGCGCACCUCAUAGAGAACACGUUCCAGGAUGACAAUGAAGGCAUUUGGAAUGUCGUGGCAUUUUUGCUGGCAUUUCUCUGCUGUGCUUUGCAGUGCCACAUCUACCUUUUUCACUCACCUCUGAAGAAGUUGAAGUCCUUUGCUCUGCUGAGUGUGAUCAUCCUAUGCAACUUGUACCUGCUGGGCAUGAGGAACAUGUGGCAGCUCAUCUUCCACGUUUCCGUGGCUUCCUUCUCCACUCUCCUCACUCUGACGCGCAAACUUCAAGACAGAACUGACGACUGUGGGGUGUGAGGACUUUGGAAUAUGGUUGUUAGGAAAAUCAGGGAAUUUAAAGGCUAAUUCUACACACCAAAACAGUUUAAAUCACAUGGAUUAAAAUAAAAAAAGAGCAACAGUU